AUGUCGUUACCUUCGAUAAAUGGAAGACGUCUCAACGAAACACUGCAGUACUCAUGCCAAUGGGGAUGCACUCCAGAUGGUGGAAUGAAUCGUGUGGCACUUAAUGAUGACGACGCCAAGGUGAAGAAAUGGUUCAUCUCAGAGGUAGAGAAGUUGGGAUGUAAAGUGACGAUUGACCAGCUGGGGAACAUCUUCGCGGUGCGCCCGGGACAAAACCCCGCUAUUGCUCCAAUUGCUAUAGGCUCCCAUCUCGACACGCAAGCGACCGGAGGACGCUACGAUGGCAUCCUCGGAGUGCUCACCGGACUUGAAAUUAUGAGAGCCUGUCACGACGCGGGUUACAAGUCCUUUGCUCCUUUGGCUCUGGUCGUUUGGACCAACGAAGAGGGAUGCCGGUUUGCGCCCUACGCGAUUGGAUCUGGAGUUUGGGCCGGGGUAUACGAUGUUGAUUUUGGACAUGCAUGUGCGGAUGUCGCGGGCGUGACGCUUGGAUCCGAGCUCAAUCGACACGGAUUUCUAGAUGGAGCUCGAACAUGCUCGUUCGAAGCACAACCGCUCUCCGCUCAUUUUGAGGUCCACAUCGAGCAAGGGCCUAUCCUCUGUUAUUCGGACACACCAUCUCCCAUUGCCACAGUCACAGGCGCCGCCGGUCUUCGCUGGUACGACAUUCAUCUCAAGGGCAUUGGGGCCCACGCCGGUACAACACCUAUGAACAUGCGCAAGGGGAAAGACGCAGUGAUAUGCAUGGCUCACAUCAUUCUUGAGACGGAGCGUAUUGCAGUAGAGCUCGGGGGACAGGCCACGAAUGGUCGGAUUGGCAGUGACGGUGCCCCACAGGCGUACAAUUGCAUUCUCGGUGACGUGGAACUCGGCCUUGACUUGCGACACAAGGACGAAGGUCAGCUGGACGUGCUCGCACGCAAAGUUCGUAGCUCGUGCGAGAAAAUUGCGCAGGAGUAUGGAGUGGAGAUCGUAAAAUGGAAGGAGGUGUUGAGGAGCCCUGUGAUCAAAUUCACUGAGGAGGCGGUGGAAGCGGUGAGGAAUGCUUGCGCUCGUUCUGAGCAUCCGAGGUUCGAAUUGAUAAGCGGCGCAGGGCAUGACUCAUGCUACACGAACUUGAAAUGCCCCACGGCGAUGCUUUUUGUCCGAUGCAAGGACGGGCUCAGUCACACACCACUGGAAUAUGCUUCUCCGGAGGAUAUCGAGGAAGGUGCUAAAGUGCUUCUUGAUGCCGUACUUACCUACGACAAGACGAAGAAUGCAUCGUCGAGGACCUGA
Stereum hirsutum FP-91666 SS1 is the source of this 1278-nucleotide messenger RNA. Its product is annotated as amidase. The transcript has 7 exons. Bases 1 to 1278 code for a protein of 425 amino acids. Gene Ontology annotation, molecular function: hydrolase activity, acting on carbon-nitrogen (but not peptide) bonds, in linear amidines. NCBI's taxonomy places the organism in Eukaryota, Fungi, Basidiomycota, Agaricomycetes, Russulales, Stereaceae. The record is from RefSeq and is a predicted model, not a curated record.